Etheostoma cragini (Arkansas darter) is the source of this 3830-nucleotide messenger RNA. Its product is annotated as neutral cholesterol ester hydrolase 1-like. The coding region runs from base 96 to 1316 and encodes 406 amino acids. The transcript has 5 exons. The record is from RefSeq and is a predicted model, not a curated record. Gene Ontology annotation, molecular function: carboxylic ester hydrolase activity. Lineage: Eukaryota; Metazoa; Chordata; Actinopteri; Perciformes; Percidae. Gene Ontology annotation, cellular component: membrane.
GGGUCAUUCCUCCGCGUUUCGUCGCCUGUGAACCGGGGUAGGAGCGGCAGUGGUCCCGUAUGAACGCUAGGCUUUAGGCAGGUAAGUCCCCCGAGAUGAGGCUCCGUUUGGCCGGGGCCGUGCUGCUGUCGGCGGCCGCCUACUACGUCUACCUGCCGCUACCGAGCGGCGUGAGCGAGCCGUGGAAGCUCAUGCUGCUGGACGCGCUGUUCCGGAGCUUCAUGCAGGCGAGCGACGUGGCUCACGCGCUGGGUGUGUGCCACAGGGUGCACCUGUUGAACCAGUUGAUGUCCUGGGUGGAGGACGUCGAGGCUCGCUCCUGCUCCGCCGUGCACGUGGCCGACUCCACGCUGGGGGGCGUGCCCGCCCGGGUCUUCCAGCCGAAGGGGGGGAAGCAGCUGAAGAGGGGAGUCAUAUAUUUCCACGGUGGAGGAUGGGCGCUGGGCAGCGGGCGGAUGCGAUCAUACGACCGUCUUUGUCGGAAAAUGGCCGAGGAGCUGGACUCUGUCAUCAUGUCUGUGGAUUACCGUCUCGCUCCAGAGGCCGUGUUCCCAGACCAGUACCAUGAUGCGUUAGCGGCGUCGCGGGCCUUCCUGUCGGCUCAGGUGUUAGAGCGCUACAGCAUCGAUCCGGAGAGGGUGUGUGUGUCCGGUGACAGCUCCGGGGGAAACCUGGCUGCCGCUGUGGCGCAGGAGCUCGGCUCAGAUGACAGUCUCACGGUGAAGUUUAAGGUCCAGGCGCUGAUCAACCCGGUGCUGCAGGCGCUCGACUUCUACACGCCGUCCUACCAGCAGAACCAGGCCGUGCCCAUCCUCUACAGGCCCGUCAUGGCUCGUUUCUGGCUGGAGUACCUGGGCGCCGACACGUCCCUGGAGACCCUCCUGCUCGCCAACAACCACAGCUCCCUGGACCAGCCGGCCAUCAGCGGCAGCACCCGGUCCAAGCUGGACUGGACCGGUUUGCUCCCGGCCAAACGCAGGAAGCACUAUCGUCCGGUUGUGAAAGAGACGGGAUCGCCGGGGGUGAUGGGGAAGGUACCGCAGCUGAUGGACGUGAGGGCGGCACCGCUGCUGGCGGACCAGGAGGUUCUGGGUAGGACGCCUAAAGCCUACGUGAUGACUUGUGAGUUUGACGUGCUGAGGGAUGACGGGUUGAUGUACGUCAGACGACUGCAGAGCGCCGGCGUCGCGGUGACCAACGAUCACUACGAGGACGGUUUCCAUGCCUGCAUGGUGUUCGCGUACCUGCCGGUGAUGUCUAGCGUGGGCCAGAGGAGCAUGAACAACUACAUCCGCUGGCUGGACCAGAAUCUGUAGACAAACUCAGCGCUCCAGAUCCUCGUCAGCCGGUUGUCUGUGGCACCAAAGAUGGACCGGAGCAGAAAGUCUGGUACGUGAGAGAUCCUUGUUAGAUCUUCGAUGAUGAGAAAAAACCUCUUUGAUUAUUACAAAUAUGAUCCAUGUUAAAUCUACUGAGGAAGACACCAGACAGGACAAAAUAUCAGCUGCUUUAUCUGCAAACAGAACCAAGAAAUCUAACUUUUUAAAUCGGCUUUUUACCAACGUGUACGUGCAGACAAGCAGCUGUGAGGAUUCAUUCCUUGUGGCAGCAAUAGAGGCAGUGACAUUUCCUUUUUACUGUGCGGGACUCUCACACCUCCUUAAAACGGACUAACAAGUCUGUUCGCUGGUUACUGAUUGGCCACCACAAGGUGAUGUUGGGUUGCGUUUCUCCAAAAGUUGAGUCGGUCUCAAUUUACCACCGCUGCAGUUUGGUUUGGCUCCUCUCUGCAGCCGUCACCACCGCGGCCUAAAUGCACCACACCAAUACAAAAUGAAUGGGAAGACCUGUGUGUUCGCCCAUCUAUCUGAUGACCACAUGAGUGUGUGUGAACACAGCCUCAUUGUUCACAUACUCGCUUGCGACUGUGUGUGUACCUGCAGGAUUCAAAUUUCUAUCCUCUAGGGGGCCAAAUCGUUCCUGACAGACACCAGGAAACCUUUCUUGAGAACGUCUGCCACGAUGUGCAUUCAAACGGGCUUUUAAAAGCAAAUACAUCAAUUCAUUUCACUCAAAUGUCACCGGGUCAAACAGACCACAAAGCAUCUUCACUGAGUCCUGAAACCAACACAUUUCUCAUCAAAGGUAACCAGUGAAAGUUACAUUAUGUGGAAGGCAAAGGCGUUUUUGGGGAAAAUGAUAGUGUACUUACGGCUCGUUAUUUUCUUUUAAAAGAGAAAUGUAUGUAAUGGCUUUAAUGUGAGGCCCUCGGCUGAAAAUCCCGCCUACACUGAGGGGGUGUUAUCUGAAGUAGGAAACUAAAAGAGAAGUACUGGAAACAAAACAACGAGUCAGGUCGAGCAGAGCCGAACCACACAGUGGAAACACGAUAUUAGUGGACUGGAGCAGGACAACAUCCAAUAACUUCUGGGGAAAUAAAUUAACAUCAAAAAUGUAGAAGAAGAAAACUCCAGUAUCUUUUUGUAAAAUGAAGAACCUUAAAUAUUCUUCCUGACAAACUCCUAAUCCGAUUACUUUUAAAGGUGAAAGUCACUCCGAAGUUCAUCUUUUAUUCUUUUAUGAUGCACUGGGACGCUGAAACUGUCUGUUCUGUGUGUAUGUAUGUAAGUAUGCCAAAGUUCACAGCUGUGUAUACUCACUGGAUUGUGCAAUAUUUUAUGUUUAAACGCCGUUCUCUGUAACUUCACCCUCUGAUGACCACUGUACUGCACGGCCAAUGCAAUCAUGAUGAUGAUAAUGUGACAAAUAUGCAAGAUUUACUGCAUCCCCCCAAGAAAAGAAAUCCCAAAUGGACUCUCAUAUCUCAUUUAUAUACAUGUAGAUCAUUUAUAAAUAAGAUAUAUACAUUUAAAAACAGCAACAGGGAUUACAGAGAAAGACUUCAGAAUGUUAAAAAAGUGGUAUAAUUGUAUUGCUGAAUGUGAAACUUCACAUUGAAUUCUUUAAUAUUGUAUAAAUAGGUUUUAAUAUAAGCAGGGGUUAUGCAACAGGUUGUUUCAGCCAAAGCAGAGACACCAAACGGGCCCCAAAUGUCCUCUGGCAGCACUGAUACAUCCCAUAACUGUUUUAUUGGCUUGUGACAACUCAAGUUUUAUGCUGGGAGCAGGAUCCCAAUAUUGUUUUGUUUUUUUAAUAAUGUGCUUUAUGUGUGUUUUAAUGUGGGGAUUUAUUGCAGAGGGGAUCUUUCUGUCGGUUCACAUUACACUCCUGUUUUUACUGUUAAAGCGAGGACAGGAAGUGCUGCAGGAGACGUUAGCUCAGCAGCACCUGAGGGCUGGGAGCUCUGGCGGCCAUGUUGGAGGUCCUCAGCUUUUAAUAGGGAAUUUGGCAUUUGGUAUAAGAGUUCAGCUUAAAGCAAGUGUGAGUGUUUGUUUAGCCACAAUAAGCUAAAAAUAAGUAUAUUAAAAUAUAUAUAUAAAAAAAAACUCAACAUUGUAUGUAUUAAUGAUAAUAUGUGGUAGCUAUGUAUAGUGCUGCUGAUUUGUUGUGAAUAUAAAAUGAAAUAUUCUCAAAAUAUGUUAUUGUGAUUAAAAAUGUAUUUUUUUCUAACCCAAAUAUGUUUCUGUCUUAAGAAAAAAGCAUAUGUAAAUGUAUCACAUGAAGAGCAUGAAUGAUUAGUUGAUUAAUCGAUUAGUUGACAGCAAUGUUUGAGUCACUUCAACAACAAAAAAGUAAAGAAAUCGCCCACUUUACUGUGUUUAAAAUCAUUGUGAAUUGAAUAUUUUGGAGUUUUCUGACAUUUUUAGAGUCAGUGAUUAAUAGAGAAAUCCAUCAGCGCAUUAUUCAAUAAUAAAAAAAUUUAAAUCUCA